UUCGUUUGUGAGUGUUUGGGGAGAUUGUCCCUCGUUUUCCGCGCGCACGCUUUUCAAACUACUAAACGGUGCGUUUUUUGCAAAAAAUUUCUAUAGGAAAGUUGCUUUAAAAAAUCAUAUUAAUCCAUUUUUGAAGUUUAAAAUAGUUAAUACUCAAUUAAUCAUGUGCUAAUGGCUCACCUCGUUUUGCGUAUCUUCCCAAUCUCCCCAAUCUCCCCAAUCUCCCCAAUCCUCAAACACACCCUUAGUCGCUCCCUUACCUACAUGGCACCAAGCCACCUUGACAGGCAACGGCAGUUUUACUUAGCUGAGCAUUUAUUUAUACAUGCAUGCACUCUUGUCUUUGGACCUUGACAAGCUAGCACAUAACUGAACUGAGCAAAGCAACGCAGCAAGUCCAUGAGGAGGCUGGCGGUGGCUGCGGCGGCGCUGCUCCUCGUCGCAUGGCACUUCUCCCUGAUAACAAUGGCAGCGGCGCAGCUGUCACCGCCACAGCCACCGGACGACCAAUACGACGACCCGCCCAUGCCUGGGCUCCCGGUGUCACCACCGUCGCCGGGGUAUUCCGAUUCGCCGGAGCCGCCGCUGCCGGAUUCCCCGCCAUCACAGGAGCCUGACACGCCGGAGCCAGCACCACCAACGCCGCCCCAGCAGCAGCAGCAGCCGUGGCAGUCUCCAUUGCCACCAAGGAGGGAGCCGGCGCCGCCGCGGACGGUGGUGCCGCCGCAGGAGCCGGGCUGGUCUUCAGUGCCGCCACCGCCGGCGAGGGUGAUCAACUACACCACCACCGGGUGUACCACCAUGCUGGUGUUCGGUGACUCGACGGUGGAUCCCGGCAACAACAACCGGCUGCAGACGGCGAUGAAGGCCAACUUCUUGCCGUACGGCGCCGACUUCCUCGGCGGCAGGCCCACCGGCCGGUUCAGCAACGGCCGGCUCAUCACGGACAUACUCGCGGAAAAACUAGGUAUAGCGAGGAGUAUUCCAGGAUUCCGCGACCCAAGGUUGAGGUCAGGACAGCUCAGGAGGGGUGUGAGUUUUGCAUCAGCAGGUUCCGGGUAUGACGAGGCCACUGCCAGAAGUUCGAAUGCACUGUCAUUUCCCAACCAAAUAGAGGACCUUUGGCGUUACAAAAGGAACCUGCAGAGGUUAGUUGGACGAAGAAGAGCAGAAGAACUAGUCAGGAGGGCUACAUUCGUCGUAAGUGCUGGAACAACAGAUCUGCUUUUUCACUAUCUUGCCUCAAACCAGUCAGCAGCAGAGAGCGGCCCACAGUACGAAAACCAGCUGAUAUCACGCGUUGCUAACUACACCCAGGUGAUGGCAGCACUUGGAGGAAGGAGAUUUGUCUUUGUUGGAGUGCCCCCAAUUGGGUGUUUACCUAUUGCUAGAACAUUGCUAGGCACAGGUACAACCAGAUGCCAUGAAAACAUGAACUUGCUGGCAACCUCAUUUAAUGAGAGGCUAGUUGAAGUGGUGCGUCUUCUAAAGAAUCAACCAAAUAUCAGGGCUACAUUUGUUGAUACUUAUACAACCAUCGGCAUGGCAACAAUAAGCCCCAAUAACUAUGGCCUGACAGAAACCUCAAGAGGUUGUUGUGGAACAGGAGUUAUUGAAGUUGGGCAAACAUGCAGAGGCCGAAGAGCAUGCACACAUCCCAGCAAGUACAUAUACUGGGAUGCUGCCCACCACACGGAGAGAAUGAACCAAAUUAUCACAGAGGAAGUGAUAAUGAACUCAAUUGGAGAAAUUUAUGCCUAGCUCACGAUUGUGAAUUCAGAUUUGCAGCCCGACAAAUCAAUUUAGCAUCCUAAUUUACUGUGGUGCAUACGAGCACAUAGAACAAUAGUUCAGUAGAAGAGAUCGAUUAUAUAAUAUUUUUCAUACAAAAUAUGCUGUGUGCGAAAGAGAGUGUUACAUCAUAGACGCCCAAGACCUAUGAUGUCAACUGAAGUGGUUACCAUUCAUUCUACUUUCACUGUGAUCUAUAAUUGUACACUUGACAACUCUUACAGGGUGUA
Messenger RNA from Oryza sativa Japonica Group (Japanese rice), 2021 nucleotides. Its product is annotated as GDSL esterase/lipase At5g45950. The record is from RefSeq and is a predicted model, not a curated record. Lineage: Eukaryota; Viridiplantae; Streptophyta; Magnoliopsida; Poales; Poaceae. Gene Ontology annotation, molecular function: hydrolase activity, acting on ester bonds.